AUGGACCCCAAGGACUUUGGAAUCUCCACGUUGCCUCUCCAACAUGAGCCAUACGGGCCGAUCCUGCCAGAACGGCUGGUUGGGGCCAACAAAGGGAAGGUUGCUGUCGUGACAGGUGCUGGAAGAGGCAUCGGACAAGCAAUCGCAAUUGCACUAGCGAAUUCCGGCGCCAACCUCGCACUGCUCGACCUCAGCGUGGAAGGACAGGAAGAAACGAAGAGAGCAUGCCAGAAAUACGAGGGCGUGCAAGUCGAGGCAUACGCAUGCGACAUCACGGACGUGACAGCCGUUCGGGCGGCGUUCGCAUCACUCACCAAGACGCUGGGGCCGGUGGACAUCCUGGUGAACAACGCGGGCGUGUCGCACGGCAAGAUGGCGUCGGCGGAGCGGUUCGAGGACUUCUGGCGUGCCAUCGAGAUCAACUUCAAGGGUACCAUGCUGUGCAUCUACGAGGUGCUCCAGAGCAUGCGCGCGCGCAGGACUGGAGCGAUCAUCAACCUCGCUUCGCGCGCGGCGACCAUCGAUAUGCCGACCGGACUGAGCUAUAACUCGAGUAAGGCCGCAGUUGCGCGGGCGACAUCCACGUUGCAGGAGGAGUUUGAGGUUGAGGGUCUGGGCGAGGACAUCUGUGCCUACAGUCUGCAUCCUGGUGGUGUCUGGGGCGCAAUGGUUACCGGUGCGUUGCACGCUGAUGAAUCUACAGGAGGCACGACGCUCGAAGUCCAGCAGCAAAUCCGGCAUAUCUUCAAAGACGGGCCUGAGCUCUGCGGGAACACCGUGGCGUACCUCGCAUCCGGGCGCGCCAAGGAGCUUCGCGGCCAUUACUUCGAUUGUCGCCAUGAUAUCGAGCGUGUGUGCAGCUUUGGACACAAGACUUUGAGAGAUCAUCGCUUGUAUAACCUGACCGUCAAGUUCUUGCCCGGAUAUGAGAACGAGCCGUGA
This is a messenger RNA of Exophiala aquamarina CBS 119918, 942 nucleotides long. RefSeq lists its product as uncharacterized. The record is from RefSeq and is a predicted model, not a curated record. The transcript has 3 exons. NCBI's taxonomy places the organism in Eukaryota, Fungi, Ascomycota, Eurotiomycetes, Chaetothyriales, Herpotrichiellaceae. Bases 1 to 942 code for a protein of 313 amino acids. Gene Ontology annotation, molecular function: oxidoreductase activity, acting on the CH-OH group of donors, NAD or NADP as acceptor.